Molecule: messenger RNA, 2653 nt
Organism: Choloepus didactylus (southern two-toed sloth)
Lineage: Eukaryota; Metazoa; Chordata; Mammalia; Pilosa; Megalonychidae
Gene: MCOLN2
Product: mucolipin TRP cation channel 2
Exons: 14
Coding region: 592-2292 (566 amino acids)
Cellular component (GO): plasma membrane; lysosomal membrane
Molecular function (GO): NAADP-sensitive calcium-release channel activity
Source: RefSeq, a predicted model, not a curated record
AGGGGCUCGGCCCCUUCCACCUGGGCAGCCGUGGAGCCCUCCGGCUCCCCUCCGGCAGCCCCACCGCCCCCUCGCCUGGUUGCUUUCUUCCUCGGGUCCUCUAGACCCCGCGCCCGUGCUCCAUCUCCCACAGCCCCUGCUCAGCUUCGCUUCGCUUCUUUCUGCCUGCGGGGCUCCGAGAGGCCGGCUCGCUGGCACGUGGAGAAAGUCUCACAGGGAACCCAGUUGGGAAGCUCACGGCCACGGCUCCCCCGCCCGCCCAGCCUCAGCGGGAGGCGACCAGAGGAGGUGGCAACUUGGGCGCUGGGCGGGAACGCCUUGCCACGCGCCUUUCAGCUUAGCCGCGGACGUCCCUUGCGCAGUGCCCACCGCAUCGGGCCACCAAACGGUCCCUGCUGUCUGGCCGGGGUCUGCGCGCCCUGGCGGCUGGCAGGAAGGGCAAGAGGGGAAGGGUCUAAGAGAAGCGGGGCUUGGCUUACGAGGGUCUCUACUUCUGGGAGGCGUCCCCAGCGGAGCUGAAAUGCGUGUGCAGUGAGCAGUUUUUCCUCCUUCGACUCUCUGAGAGCUGUGGAAAGUUUUGGAGGCGGAGGUAUGGCCUGGCAGCCUUAUCGUUUUCCUCAGACAAGGAACCCAGAGGGAGGAUCAGGUGUUUUCAGGUUAACCGUCAGAAACGCGAUGGCUCAUCUUGAUUGUGAGGUGAAAGAAGAAUGUCUGAGGGAAGAUCUGAAGUUUUACUUCAUGAACCCUUGUGAAAAAUACCGAGCCAGACACCAGAUUCCAUGGAAACUGGGUUUGCAGAUUUUGAAGAUAGUCAUGGUCACCGCACAGCUUAUUCGUUUUGGUUUAAGUAACCAGCUGGUGGUUUCUUUCAAAGAAGAUAAUACUAUUGCUUUUAAGCAUUUGUUUUUGAAAGGAUAUGCUGGGACAGAUGAAGAUGACUACAGUUGCAGUGUAUAUACCCAAGAAGAUGCCUAUGAGAGCAUAUUUUUUACUAUUAAUCAGUAUUGUCAACUAAAGAAUAUAUCCCUGGGGAUUCUUGGUUACGGAAAAAACGAAGACAAUGCAAUUGGCUUGAAAGUCUGUAAGCAGCAUUACAAGAAAGGGGCCAUGCUUCCUUCGAAUGAGACACUGAAUAUUGACAGUGACAUUGAGCUAGAUUGUAUUCACUUAGACCUUCAGGUCCUCACCAAGAACCCUCAGGACUGGAAGAACUCAUCAUUCUUCAGACUAGAAUUUUAUCGGCUCUUACAAGUUGAAAUCACCUUUCACCUCAAAGGCAUUGACCUACAGACAAUUCAUUCCCGUGAGCUACCAGAUUGUUUCCUCUUUCGGAAUACCAUUACCUUUGACAAUAAAGCUCACAGCGGCAAAAUCAAAAUCUAUUUUGACAGUGAUGCCAGCAUUGAAGAAUGUAAAGACUUGAACAUAUCUGGAUCCAUUCAGAAAAAUACUCAGUAUGUCCUGGUGUUUGAUGCCUUUGUUAUUGUGAUUUGCCUGGCAUCCCUUAUUCUGUGCACAAGAUCCAUUGUUCUUGCUCUGAGGUUACGGAAGAGAUUUCUAAACUUUUUCCUGGAGAAGUACAAGCGACGUGUGUGUGACACUGACCAAUGGAAGUUCAUCAACAGAUGGUACAUCCUGGUGAUUAUCAGUGACAUAAUGACAAUAAUUGGAUCCGUAUUAAAAAUGGAAAUCAAAGCAAAGAAUCUCACAAAUUAUGAUCUGUGCAGCAUUUUGCUUGGAACAUCUACACUGCUUGUUUGGGUUGGAGUCAUCAGAUACCUGGGUUAUUUCCAAACAUAUAAUGUGCUCAUUUUAACUAUGCAAGUCUCAUUUCCAAAAGUCCUUCGGUUCUGUGCAUGUGCUGGCAUGAUUUAUCUGGGUUACACAUUCUGUGGUUGGAUUGUCUUAGGACCGUAUCAUGACAAGUUUGAAGAUCUAGACACAGUUGCUGAGUGUCUGUUCUCUCUGGUCAACGGUGAUGACAUGUUUGCAACCUUUGCUCAAAUACAACAGAAAAGCAUCUUGGUCUGGCUGUUUAGUCGCCUAUAUUUAUAUUCCUUCAUCAGCCUUUUUAUAUAUAUGAUUCUCAGCCUUUUUAUUGCACUUAUUACAGAUUCUUAUGACACCAUCAAGAAAUACCAACAGAAUGGGUUUCCUGAAACGGAUCUUCAGGAAUUCCUGCAGGAAUGUAGUAGCAAAGAAGAGGUUCAGAAAGAGCCCCCCGCCUUCCUGUCCUGCAUCUGCUGUCAUAGGAGGAAAGGAAGUGAUGACCAUUUGAUACUUACUAGCUAAAAGCCUUCUGCUAAAGACAAUCAAGUUUUAGCCCUGCCUUAACAUUGGCAAAGCAGAGGGAUCCCAAAACAGCUUGGAGUAAUACUUCCAAAACUACUGACUUAAUUAAUUGCAGAAUGGGAAAAAGAAGUGAGUACCAGCUGGCUGACCAUGACCAAGUUCCUAACUUACUUUUUUUAUAAACUUGGAUGAUGACAAAAGACUACGUGCUACAACUGGCAUUAGUGCAAUGGAGCAGUGAUAAAAGAAAUUCUCCGUUAGUCUUGUAAUUUGUGACAUGAGUGUACAAAGCAAUGGUGUUUAAAAUUAUGUGUUUAAAGAUGUGUGUUCCUGGUCAAAUAAAGGUUUGUUCUAACAGUAA